Molecule: messenger RNA, 1158 nt
Organism: Rotaria sp. Silwood2
Lineage: Eukaryota; Metazoa; Rotifera; Eurotatoria; Philodinida; Philodinidae
Source: the annotation of a GenBank genome assembly
AUGAAAGCUACAGCGAUUCUAUACGCUGAUAAUUCAGAAACGUCUUAUGGAAUUUUGACAUUCAAACAAGAGAAUGCUACUACAUCUGUUCGUAUAACUGGUGAACUUUCAGGACUCAAUGCUAGUAGUGCACAUGGUUUUCAUGUUCAUGUAUAUCCAGUCUCAAAAAGUAUGCCCAACUGUACAGCAGCUGGUGGUCAUUUUAAUCCUUAUAAUACUACUCAUGGUCCUCGUACGGCUGACAUACGAAAUCGACAUGUUGGAGAUCUUGGAAAUUUAACAACUAAUGAGAAUGGUACUGUUGAUAUUGAUAUGGAAGACUGGAUAAUUCAAUUAUAUAAUGAAACGCAAUCCAUUGUAAAUCGAACUAUUAUUGUACAUCGUUUGCGUGAUGAUGGUGGUCAAGGAGGAUUUUCAGAUAGUAAUACAACCGGAAAUGCUGGUGCGCGAGUUCUUUGCGGUCUUAUUCAAUCAUCAAAUGGAUUAAUUAUCAAACCAAUUUUGUUCGGUUUUCAUGUUCAUGUAUAUCCAGUCUCAAAAAGUAUGCUCAACUGUACAGCAGCUGGUGGUCAUUUUAAUCCUUAUAAUGGACAGAGUGCCAUGAUAGCAACAGCGAAUCUUCAUGUAGAUUCUACUACAAUUGCAGUUGGUACUAUAUUAUUCCAUCAACGUGACGUUAAUUCUCCCGUUCGCGUUGUUGGUAUACUGGAUGGCCUUAAGAAUAAUACUGUUCAUGGCUUUCAUGUACAUAGAGAUCCGUUAAUGAAUGGUGAACUUAAUUGCACGGCUGCUGGUCCUCAUUUUAAUCCUUACGGCACAUUACAUGGUCCACGUGAAGCUGAUUUACAACAACGACAUGUUGGUGAUCUUGGCAAUUUAACUGCAAAUGAUCAAGGCAUAAUUAUUGUUGAAUUGAGUGAUUCAAUUAUUGAUUUAUACAAUGCUACACGAUCAAUUGCUAAUCGAACAAUUGUUUUACACGCCAUGAGAGACGAUGGUGGAAAAGGUGGUUUUCCAGAUAGUAAUACAACUGGAAAUGCUGGUGCACGUAUAGCUUGUGGUGUUAUCAGUUUAGCAAUGGAAGAGUCAGAUACAAAGUUACGCCCGUCAAAAAUUUCUACAACGGUCACUGAAUUUAUUCGCAAAUUAUUUACUUAA